UACGCAUGCGCGGCGUUGUAGGUCAGCGUUAGUGAAGGACGAAAGAUGGCGACCGCUCCUGCGAGAAAAUUUGAGGUUUUAGUGAAUAGAAUUCCCUGGACUGCAGCCGUCAAGGAGUUGAGGACGUAUUUUGGACAGUUUGGCAAAAUAAAGCACUGUUACCUUCCAUUUGACAGAAAUACGGGCUUCCACAAAGGCCACAGCUGGAUCGUAUUCUCAAAAGAGAGUGAACUGCAGAGUGCACUUGAAAAACGCUCUCAUAUUCUGGAYGGGACAAAGGUAAAACUACUCUUUGGUGCACAGACGUAGAGGGCUUGGAGUCUUCACUAAUAUAGAAAAAGUUGAGCUGACACUGAUUUCUAUGUCUUCAUCCUUUCCAACUUGUCAGUGGGCAAACAGGUUCUGUUUUAGGCUUUAUUACAGGGUUUUAAAUUAAAUUAAUUUUUUAAAAAUGAAAUUAGACUGUCUGCGCUCCAUUCUGCACUUUUCAUUUACCUGAUGAUGUUCUCUGGUUCCAGAUUKUUGUUCAGAGGAGCAACCGUUCGUUUUCUGACCAGAAGCCCAACCAAAACAUUGACAUUGACAAUGACUGAGUCACUGAGACUGCUUUCAUUCCUGCUCUCUCAGCUUCCAACGUCAAUCUGCUACAUUUGGCAUAUAAAAAUGUGUUUUAACAUCCCAAAAUGUUUUUCUUUUUGAACAAACCCAAGUGUUUUUGUCUAGUAAUACUUUGUGAAAUAAUCRUGAUAUUUCCUUCUCUCUCUCUCAAAGACAACUUGUGAAUUUGAACAGUUUUCUGUCUGGUAAUAAAGACAAUGUUUAAUUCUGAUA
Molecule: messenger RNA, 831 nt
Organism: Austrofundulus limnaeus
Lineage: Eukaryota; Metazoa; Chordata; Actinopteri; Cyprinodontiformes; Rivulidae
Gene: slirp
Product: SRA stem-loop interacting RNA binding protein
Exons: 3
Coding region: 46-309 (87 amino acids)
Molecular function (GO): RNA binding
Source: RefSeq, a predicted model, not a curated record